Alternaria burnsii is the source of this 1131-nucleotide messenger RNA. RefSeq lists its product as uncharacterized. NCBI's taxonomy places the organism in Eukaryota, Fungi, Ascomycota, Dothideomycetes, Pleosporales, Pleosporaceae. The transcript has a single exon. Bases 1 to 1131 code for a protein of 376 amino acids. The record is from RefSeq and is a predicted model, not a curated record.
AUGCCUGCAGCAUUCAUCGAGUUCCCUCCCGUAUACCCACAAAUUGAGCCAUAUGUCCUCAAGAAGACGCUCGCGAGCAUUCCGGAAGACAGGGUGUUCACCGUCAACGACAAGUACAAUACCUUGAUCGGCGGAGGCCAGCACAAGCCGGAUCACGCAAUGGGCGUUGCUCGCAUUCUUGCCGUACACUUCGGGCAUUUGCCUGAUGGCUUCGCGAAGGAGGUUCUCGGCGUGGAAACUGCAGACCUCACGAAGUACGGACAGAUCCAGAGGGCAAUUAUGAACGAGCUCUACGGCAAGAGCUCCUUCCUGUACGAGUACGUACGGGGAGAGGUCAGCGCCGAUGCCUGCGCUACGACCAUUUCGAACUGGGACCUCUGCGCUCGUCAGUGCGAUUUUGCAGUCGAUGGUGAGAGCAACGAACAGCGUGCCACUCGAAUUUCUGACCGUGAUCGCUAUCGACAGGCCAUCGUACAGCUCCAACAGGAAAUUCGAGACACGUACAAGGCCGGCAUUGUCGACGCAAAUGAACUUAUGAACAACGACAAUGCAAAGUCAUAUGACAAGCUCGUUGCCCGCCAGAACGCGAUAUUUUGGGACAAGAAGAAAGAUGAGGUUCCACAGUCUUGCUUCACUGGCAUGGACCUCAUCGCUAACGUCCGCGAGCUCGAGAUGCUCAAACCCCGCCCACUGUUCGCUCGCAAGGACUCCGAGCGUGAUUACUUUUGGAAGAAUCGGAUCAAGGGUGAUCUCAUUACCACAGUAUUCAGAUUGGCAAAAGGUAUGGUCGAUCUGCGAACGCUUAUUGCCCGCAAAGAUUGGGCUCGGGUCUGGAUCGACAAGCUCAUCUCGACAAUGGACAUCAUGCACCGCAGCGUGAUCACCCUCGAGUUUAUCAAUCUUCAACGCGAAACCUCCACAGACCCGGUAAUACGCGCAUCCUUCGAACUUGCACUCGACAGGGCCAGCAUGAAUGCAUCCAUUCGAGAUCUUGUAGAUCGCGUGGAUGAACCAGCGGAGACUUGGCGCUGGAGGAAAGUUCCGGUGACUACGGGCCAUAAAGAAGCACGCCGCGCCUGUAAAUGUGCACGAGAACGUCACCAACAAGAAAAGACGAGUCAUCCGGGAUGA